Suncus etruscus (white-toothed pygmy shrew) is the source of this 612-nucleotide messenger RNA. It is a transcript of the gene CABP2, whose product is annotated as calcium binding protein 2. NCBI's taxonomy places the organism in Eukaryota, Metazoa, Chordata, Mammalia, Eulipotyphla, Soricidae. Bases 1 to 612 code for a protein of 203 amino acids. The record is from RefSeq and is a predicted model, not a curated record. Gene Ontology annotation, molecular function: calcium ion binding. The transcript is spliced from 6 exons.
AUGGCCCUCCCUCCGGGCCCUGCAGAGGACAGUCAGGCUCCGGGGGACCCCAGUGCCUCAGAGGAGUCCCCAGGGCCCAGCCAGUCCCCCAUCAGCCCGGCGGCCAGCAGGAAGGCCCUUCUCCGGGAGUUGGAGGCUCAGGUUCAAGAGGCCUAUGGGCAGAAUCGGGAGCUGCGCCCAGAGGAGAUUGAAGAGCUGCAGACAGCCUUCCAGGAGUUUGACCGGAACCAGGACGGCUUCAUUGGCUGUGGGGAUCUGGGCGCUUGCAUGCGAAUGUUGGGGUACAUGCCCACCGAGAUGGAGCUCAUCGAGAUUUCCCAGCAGAUCAGUGGCGGGAAGGUGGACUUCGAAGACUUUGUGGAACUGAUGGGCCCCAAGCUGCUGGCUGAGACCGCCGACAUGAUCGGGGUCCGGGAACUGCGAGAUGCCUUCCGGGAGUUCGACAUCAAUGGAGACGGCCGCAUCAGUUUUGGGGAGCUCCGGGUGGCGCUCAAGGGCCUGCUAGGCGAGAGGCUCACCCAGCGGGAGACGGACGAAAUUCUCCGGGACAUGGACCUCAACGGGGACGGCCUGGUGGACUUUGAAGAGUUUGUACGAAUGAUGUCUCGCUGA